Scatophagus argus is the source of this 3955-nucleotide messenger RNA. It is a transcript of the gene tmem87a, whose product is annotated as Transmembrane protein 87A-like. Gene Ontology annotation, cellular component: Golgi apparatus; membrane. The record is from RefSeq and is a predicted model, not a curated record. NCBI's taxonomy places the organism in Eukaryota, Metazoa, Chordata, Actinopteri, Scatophagidae. Bases 687 to 2477 code for a protein of 596 amino acids. The transcript has 22 exons. Gene Ontology annotation, biological process: retrograde transport, endosome to Golgi.
GCAGGUGUGUCUCGCAGGAAGUGGGUGGAUCAGCGUGAUGUCUGGCAGCUAAACACUCGCCUGCUGUGUGGAAAUCACACUCAUUCUAUCAGCCAUGAUCUCACUGUUUCUCCUUCAUUUGCUGCCCUUUUAGAAGAAGCGACAGCGUAGUGAAGUACAGGCUUUAAUGUCUGACUGUGACGAGAAACAUCACUACUGUUAAGCCACGUGUUGUUUCAGACUUAUUUUAUUCACUGUUUCGUAUCACGUCUUCUGUGUUGAGUCACGACUGUUUACUUUUUAUUGUGUGUUUUGUUUAUUCUGGUUUAAUAGUUUGUGUUUACGUGCUUGAAUUGAAAAUCUGUUUUCCGCCCUCUUGUGGUCACGGAAGGGCACGAUACGUCAGGUGAGACGUGAGAGAAGAGUGACACUUCCUGUCAAUACUAUCAAAAUAAAUCCACAUAGGAAACUAGUCCUUAGUGCCUCGGUAGAAAUAACGCUAAUGGGUGGAAACCAGAUCAGUUUUAGACAGAAACUUAGAAAGCAGAGAUAAUUUCCUCCAGGGUGAGCACACUGGCAGACAUCCGGCACACGUCAGUUAACGUGGCGGUCAAACAGACGUUGACGGCCGGUGGGACAGAAACUCAAGGCGGUAACGACAUCAGCCCCCCACACACCAACACCUUCCUGGUAUCUUCUUGGCUCAAAUGGCGAGCUACGCGGGCCCGGGCCGGUACAGGCCGGGAGUCUGGUCCUCGGCGAUGCUCCUGCUGGUGCUGACGGGUCAAACCAGGCCGGUCAGUGCCGUGUCCGAACAGGGGAAAUGGAUACUGAACGUCGACAGCGAGACCCUGAAGAAGCAGAACAUCUUCUACUUCACUAAAACUCUGUUCAACAGCAGCUCCAUCCACCUCAAAUUGGUGUCAGAGACCUGCAACGCCUCGUCUCCGGUCCAGCUGAACGUGUCCUGGUAUCUGAGGAACUCGCACUGCUACAAUGAGGUCUUCAAGCUGGACACAUCCAGUACAGGAAGUUACUUCAGGUCACCGAGGGUCCAACAGGGAGGAGGAAGUGGAUAUUAUGUUUUCCACCAGUAUCCUGUCAUCACCUGCAAGCCAAACUUAAGCCCCAACACGUUCAGUCUGGAUGUCUUUGAGAAGAAAACUCGGCUGACAGAAGUGCUGGAGGAACAGCCAGCCACAGUGAAGACUUCGAGCAGGAGGAGGAGGGAGGUGGAGCUGCCCAAACCGAAGGCUGCUGCAACAUCGCCACAAACAGGAAGAACUGCUGGUGCUCCUAAGGAGAUGGAUCCUGACCCUCGCUUAUACAUGGUGGCUGAGAGCUGGGAGGACGGCCCCUACAUGUUCCUCCUGAAUAUCAGAGAGAUCAGAGACAAGAGCCGACCGCCUGAUCCUGCUAACCCGCCUGCUCCCUGGAGUCUGCAGCUGCAGAUCAGCAUGAAUGGUCCUCAUGGCUACAUGUCAGCCUCUGAAUGGCCUCUGAUGGUGUUCUACAUGGUGAUGUGUAUCGUGUACGUGCUGCUGGCUGUGCUGUGGUUGGUUCUGUCUGCGUGCUACUGGAGAGAUCUGCUCAGGAUCCAGUUCUGGAUCGGCGGGGUCAUCUUCUUGGGCAUGUUGGAGAAGGCCGUUUACUACGCCGAGUUCCAAAGCAUCAGAUACGACGGCUUGUCAGUCCAGGGGGCGGUGGUGUUCGCUGAGGUGCUCUCUGCGGUGAAGAGGACUCUGGCCAGGGUGUUGGUGAUCAUCGCCAGCCUGGGAUACGGCAUCGUGAAGCCCAGACUUGGUGCGUUGCUCCACAGAGUCGUCGGUGUCGGUCUGCUCUACUUGAUGUUCUCCAUCAUUGAGGGGAUCCUGCGAGUCAAUGCAGAUCGAAGCAACAACAACAGCAGUAGACUUUUGUGUGACAUAGUGCUGGCCUUCAUUGACUCCUGUGUUGUCUGGUGGAUCUUUGUAAGCCUGGCUCAGACGAUGAAGCUGCUGAGGCUGAGGAGGAACGUGGUGAAGCUCUCCCUCUACAGACAUUUCACCAACACGCUCAUCUUCGCUGUCAUAGCGUCCGUCAUCUUCAUCAUUUGGACCACCAAGACCAUCAAGAUGGUCAAAUGCCAGUCUGACUGGAGGGAGCUGUGGAUUGAUGACGCCUUCUGGCGCUUCUUGUUCUCCACCAUCCUACUGGUCAUCAUGUUCCUAUGGCGACCGUCGGCCAAUAAUCAGAGGUACGCCUUCAGCUCUCUGCUGGAUGAAGAAAGUGAGGAAGAGGAGAAGGAGCCCAUGAUGAACGAAGCCUUCGAGGGGAUGAAGAUGAGGGGAACGAAAAACGAGACCAACGGUUCAGCCAAAGCCAGCAAAGUGGAUGAGGAUCUGAAGUGGGUGGAGGAGAACAUCCCGUCCUCUAUGGCUGAUGUUGCGCUGCCCCCCCUGCUGGACUCUGAUGAGGAAACCAUAACGACGAAGUUUGAGAUGUCCAAGAUGGAGUGAAGCAGAGGUGGAGGGACGGAGGACGGAUGAAUACGAGUGUAUGAGGUGGAGAAGGAGGGAUAGACGAACUGAUGGAUGAACGAGGGAGCGUUUUGUCAGACGGUGGUGUCGGUGUGUGGCGCCAUCCCUGACUUUGUGAGCUUUGUAAGCCUUGAUUGUACCUAAACUGGGAGUGAGAUUGAUCACAGCGGCACGCAGAUCCUUUUUAUUUUUAUUGCCUGUUUGUAUUUAUAUUUCUAUACAGUAUAUUUUGACAGAUUUGAAGCCUUUGUGCUGUUUCCACGAUUCUCAGAUCUUGUCUCAUCAGACUUUGUGUCUUCAUUUACAGAUUUGUAAACCUCAAAGAAAAAGAUGUGGAGGAAUACAUGAAUUAUUUUCUCAUUCUUACUUUUUGGAGUUGUGAGGUUUGUCAGUGAGGGUGGUUUGUUUUUUUCCAGCUUUGCUCCCAGUUGCUUUCUGUUUGUGUAAAGGAAUUAAUGCAACAGUAACAACAGAUUUGCUGUACCUUGUUGAUUAAAGUCAGUUAAAAUUUAGAACAUCUUUGGUUCACUUUGACGAAAUCCUUCCCUGCAGAAAACUGGUGUCCUGCCUCGAGUCUCAGAGACGGGGAGUCCUGUCCUUGUGAUACAGAAGCAGAUCCUAAACCCGUGACUGCGUCUGUCCUAACUUAUCUUCAGAAAUCCGAUGAUGACCUGUUAAUUCGAUUCCCUCGUCUUGUCGGGACGGACAGAAAAAGACAAAGUUUGCGGAAAUGCGUACCUGCAUCCGUUCAGGGAAGCUAACAGGCUAACAUCUGCGUUAGCUUCUCCAACAAGCUAACAACAGUUAGCUUUAGCCUUUCAGUCAGAAACAGUGAAGGCAGGACGGUCCAGAUACAUAAUUCAGGGCUCAGGUUUUCUCUGACUUUCACUGAAGCAUCUCAGCAUCUGCAGGAUGGAUUCACAUGAAACGUGGCCCAGAUUCUCCCUCGUAACUUUGGUCGUCCUCAGCACUUGGUCUGAGCAGCUGUUGUAUGAAUAUUCAUGUCACCAUUCAGGUCCCGUCUCCACGUAAAUGUAAAGAAAAUAUUUUUGUAAAAGCUGGAAGCCUCGCAGAGAAACCCACUUCCAGUAUGUGUUCACAUGUCCAGCCUCAAGUGUGUGUAGUGUUUUUAUGACAGCAGCCAACACUGUGGGUGUGUGCUUGUGUGUGUGCUUCCUUAUGCAACACAGCUGCACUGGUAAAACCGAUUCAGUUCAGGCCAGACGUAAGUUCUGAGAGUCUGGCACACUGAAAUGUGUGUGAGCAGUUUGUUUCUGGAGCUGCACAGGAAUGAAACUGGAUUAAAGAUGUUUGCUUAGGAUCAGCCUGAAACGCGACGUGUCAUAAACUCUUCAGUUUCACAUCUCUGAGCAGCAUCUGUUUGUAGCUCAGUGAAGUCCUGUGCUCUUUGGUUUGUAAAUGAAUCAAAAAUUAAUAAUAAAAUCUUGGAAAGUCAA